UCGGCUUCAUUCAGUGCGUGAGUUCAUUUAUCAGCUCUCUGAACUGCGUGAACUGAACUCCUCCAAACGACUGUAGUAUAAUACGACAAUUUACACGGCUUUACAGCUUCCAACUAAUGGGGGAAGCAUUUGCGUAAAGAUUUGAGGGUUACGACCUGCUCUAGCGAACAACAUCCUCGACAACAAACAAGAACAAUAACAGGGAAACACCCAUCAGGGAUAUCACAAAUCUUUUUGUGAAAUCGACACAGGAAUUCUUGCAGAGGAGCUGAAGUCUGUGAGCAGGACGCUGUCAGAAUGAUGACCCAGGAAGACGGGGACUAUGUAAACGGCACUUAUGAAUACGCGGACUAUGGAAAUGUGGAGGAGACCAAGGCUGGAGCCUACACUCAGAAAGAAGCUCUUCACAUCAUAUCAGUGAUCAUCUACAGCCUGGCGUUUACUCUGGGAGUAAUCGGGAACGGCCUGGUCAUCUGGGUGACCGCCUUCAAAAGCAAACGGACCGUGAACAGCGUUUGGCUGCAGAAUCUGGCCAUCGCCGACUUUGUGUUUGUGCUCUUCCUGCCAUUCUCCAUUGACUACGUGCUGCGAGACUUUCACUGGCUCUUCGGGAAGACCGUGUGCAAGCUGAACUCGUUCGUGUGCACCAUGAACAUGUACGCCAGCGUGCUGUUUCUGACCGUCCUGAGCUUGGAUCGCUACAUCUCACUGGUCCAUAUGAGCUGGUCGGAAAGGUAUCGAAACGUCCGGAGGGCCUGGUGGGUCUGUGCGCUGAUUUGGAUCACGUCCUGCUGUCUAAGCUGUCCGGCCCUGAUAUUCCGUGACGUGAUCCAGCAUAAAGGGAAGGUUGUGUGUUUUAAUAACUUUCACGAUGAGAGCAGGCACAUGAUGGCGGUGAGGCACAUUGCGAUGGUGUCGCUGCGCACCAUCGUGGGCUUUCUGCUUCCGUUUGCAACCAUCACCGUCAGCGGCGUUCUGCUGGCUAUUAAGAUGCGCCGAUCCGACUCGGUACGCUUGACCAGCUUCUCCAGAACUGUCUCAGCCGUGAUUCUUGCUUUCUUCUUGUGUUGGGUGCCAUUUCACACGUUCAGCCUGAUGGAGCUGAGCAUGCAUCACACCACCUACCUGCACUCUGUGCUCAUCGUGGGCUUCCCACUCGCCACCAGCCUGGCCUUCUUCAACAGCUGCGUCAACCCGAUUCUGUACGUACUGCUAACCAAGAAGGUGCGUAAACUGGUGAGGAGGUCGUGUUUGAACUUCACUAAGAGCUCGCUGAGGGAGCUGAGUCAGUCUGUGUCUGCGACGGAGUUAGACUCGCCACUGCCCAGCUGCUCUCCUGAAGAACCCACGGCCAACUCCUCCGUCUGAUCAACUCAGCGAUCACCCCUGAACUCAACAAACUUUGGGCUUUUAGCUUUUGAAAUUAAACUUCUAGAGCU
Molecule: messenger RNA, 1439 nt
Organism: Sinocyclocheilus anshuiensis
Lineage: Eukaryota; Metazoa; Chordata; Actinopteri; Cypriniformes; Cyprinidae
Product: G-protein coupled receptor 1-like
Exons: 3
Coding region: 298-1368 (356 amino acids)
Biological process (GO): phospholipase C-activating G protein-coupled receptor signaling pathway; chemotaxis; positive regulation of cytosolic calcium ion concentration
Cellular component (GO): plasma membrane
Molecular function (GO): complement receptor activity; G protein-coupled receptor activity
Source: RefSeq, a predicted model, not a curated record